AUGUACAUUUUCGGAAACACUGACGAGUACAACGACUUUCCGAGCCUGGAGGCUGCAGUCAACUCUGGCGCAGAGCAGAUGGUAAAGGACCCUGCAUGUUACUGUGCCGCUAGCAGAAAUUGCCAGUGGGCUGCUGGUCCUCUGGCGGGCAAGGUGCUUCCAGAAAUCAGGAGGGUUAUUUUUACCGGCUGUGCCGACAAAAUAUCGGUGUCCGAGGGCUUGCAGGCAGAAGUGGCCCAGAACAUAUCCGAGUUCUGCGGGCUCUUUCGGACCAUGCUCCCUGCAGCUAGCGACAUUGUCUUUCGGUUGGAUGCCGAUUCAGCGACUAUUUCCGAGCCAAACAUUGACCGCAUAUUCGAGCUGAUUACCAAGAGCGCCAAGGGGGUAUACUAUGUCAACAAAAACGUAUACGCUACCUCUCCGACGACAUCAAGCUGCCUCUCAAGUACCCGCAUCUUCAAAAGGCUUGUGUUCAAAAAAGUGCCCUGGGCACUGGUUGAGCUGCCCGAUGGCUUCAGUGCGCCAGAUGUGGUCCUGUUCCCUGAGCUCAAGUACUUGGAGUGCGACGACAAGUACCCGUACAAAUGCGACAUUUUGCUGCGUGGCAAUAGCCCGAAGAUACAGCACUUGUCGGCGCCGCUGUUUAGCGAGCUCCGCGAUGACUUUGUGCUUCGUAUCGCUAUGAACCCCUGGUAUUUCCCGAAUCUCUACCACAUCAACAUCGGACCAGUCAACAGUAGACACGGCAAGUUCGAGAAGGAGUCCCUGCAGGUCCUAAACCUGCUAUCGAGCCUGGCACCCGGGUUCCGCUCUCUUCAGUCACCGAUGCACCUGCCCGAAGGCUGUAGCCAUAUUUUGACCCUACUCGAUAACUCCAAGGUGCUGGAUAGCGUGCAGUCGCUGGACCUGCCCAACAUGAAGUUCACACAGGAUGGGCUAAUUAGCGUCAUUGGGUCGCUGCCACAGCUAGGUCAAGCUGAGGUGCGGGAUCGAGGAUUCCCGGCGGCAACCGCGUCGGCGAGUGGGCAAAUCGGGUGUCAAGUAUCUCUCUCGACGGCACACGAUCCUGCAAAGCUUAACGACAGCCUGUAUGUUGCAGAGCGCAUACUGGUUCUGGCGAUAUUGCUGCCAAUGAUGAAGCACGUUGUUGCCCGGGACGAGGGAGAGCGCUAUGAUAUUGAGAGGCAUAUGCCGGGACUGCUAGAGUCCCCUGUGUUUAGGAAUCAUGCUGGGCGUUUGGAAUGUGUCGAGUUCUCAGCGUCUUCUACAUGCUGCUCUGUGGUCAGUCAGGCUAGGGCAGAUGGCUUUGCGGCUUGA
This is a messenger RNA of Linderina pennispora, 1317 nucleotides long. RefSeq lists its product as uncharacterized. Bases 1 to 1317 code for a protein of 438 amino acids. The record is from RefSeq and is a predicted model, not a curated record. The transcript has 4 exons. Lineage: Eukaryota; Fungi; Kickxellomycota; Kickxellomycetes; Kickxellales; Kickxellaceae.